Molecule: messenger RNA, 739 nt
Organism: Caenorhabditis elegans
Lineage: Eukaryota; Metazoa; Nematoda; Chromadorea; Rhabditida; Rhabditidae
Gene: C41G7.8
Product: DUF3278 domain-containing protein
Source: RefSeq, marked reviewed
AGGUUGUAAAGAUAUUUCUCUUCGAGUUUUCAAAAAAAAUGGAGAAAGAAAAUAAUUUGAAUUUUUAUUCGAAUGAGAGUCGAAAUGAGAAUGAUGAGCUUUCGGUAAAUUGGCAGUGGAAAGAGAUUCAUCUACCGUUUACUAUUGCCACAUCUCCACUUCCACUAUAUUUAAUUAUUGUUGGAGUUUUGACAAUUUUCGAUCAAGACACUCUUCUCUCAAUUUGGAUGAUAUUCACUGGAUUUACAAUGGGCCUCGAACUUCUGUAUAUUUCUGUGUAUCUCGGCCGAAAAUCCAUAAAACAUCAAACAGAAUUAGAUUUGGAUGAUCAAAUUUUUGAGAAAUAUGAGAGUAGUGAGAAUCAAAAUGUGAAGGAUCCGUUGAUGAGGAAAGCUAUUAAACUUCAUAUUACAACAGCAUUUUUAGCUUAUUUCGGCUUGCUACAGUGCUACAUUAUUCUAACGAAUGAUUCAAAUCGUAAUUCAUAUGUAAUUUUUCCAAGUUUUUUUGUUUCAAUGUUUUAUUGUACUUCUUUGAUUAUUUUUGGUUGUUUUGUAUUGAUUAAGCUCAGAUCACAAAAAUCUAAAACAAUGCUCGUUUGAAUGGAAAUAUUGAAAAGUUAGAAAAAUUCCCCAAUUGCUAUUUGAGACCUCUGUUAAUUUGUAUAUAUUUUUUUAAUCAAAAUGAAAAAUAAUCCGGUUUAAGAUUGCAUUCUUUGUAUAAAUAAAUACAGUCUUCC